Molecule: messenger RNA, 5280 nt
Organism: Cololabis saira (Pacific saury)
Lineage: Eukaryota; Metazoa; Chordata; Actinopteri; Beloniformes; Belonidae
Gene: per3
Product: period circadian clock 3
Exons: 21
Coding region: 130-3966 (1278 amino acids)
Biological process (GO): negative regulation of transcription by RNA polymerase II; entrainment of circadian clock by photoperiod; circadian regulation of gene expression
Cellular component (GO): nucleus; cytoplasm
Molecular function (GO): transcription cis-regulatory region binding; transcription corepressor binding
Source: RefSeq, a predicted model, not a curated record
CAAGGCAGAUCCUUGCAUUGAAGAUUCACCACUAACUGAAUGAAUAUUCCCGUAGUAUAUUCAUAUGGAAUCCACUCCGUCCGUUGAACAUAUGAAGAUCUUUACUUGCAACUGGACAAAAUACUAUUAAUGUGUGACCAAAGUGUGGUGAUGCCAGGAGGCAACGGUGGUCUAGAUGGGGAGGAGCCUGCAUUUCUGUCAGCCACAGCCGAGGGUGAAGAGGAGGAGGGAGCGUCGUCGAGGCACAGGAAUGGACGAGCACAGUCCAAUCACCUCAGGGGAGAAAAAAACAGAGGUUCAGGAGGAGAAGUGGGGCAGGAAGAUGAGGAGAUGACGAGUGCCUCACAUGAUCUUUCUUCCUCAGCCAAUCAUAGCCCUGGAAGUGCCACAGGAUCCACCUUAGCUUCUACCAAGAGCAGUGAGAAUGCAGACGGUGGGCGAGGGCAGGCCCAUCGAGAAGUGAUGAACACGGUGGCUGAGAUGAAAAAGAGGCUUCCGUCAGAAAAACGUAGCCGCAGCAAAGCCAGCACUGUAGAGACCUUACAUUAUGCACUUAACUGUGUCAAGCAAGUGCAAGCCAACAGUGAAUACUACAAACUGCUAAUGCGAAAUGGACAAGAUGAGAGGAAAGAUGCCACAGUUUGUGCACUUGAAGAGCUGGAGAGAGUCAUUUCAGAGCACACCCUUAAAAAUACGGACUCCUUCGUGGUGGUGUUCUCCCUGUCGAGCGGUCGAGUGCUGUACGCAUCGGAGCAGGCUCCCAGCAUCCUGUGCUGCAAGAGGAAGUUUCUAGAGUCUGCAAAGUUUGUUGAGCUGCUCUUCCAUCAAGAUGUUAAUGUCUUCUACUCGCACACGGCCCAGCCACAUUUGCCUCCAUGGAGCAACUCGCACUCGGCUGGAGUUCUGUUUGACUGUGCCCAGGUCAAGUCCUUCUUCUGCAGAAUAAGGGGUGGGAAAGAUCGGGAGGGCGAGAUGCGUUACAAUCCAUUCCGGAUCACACCAUACCUGCUAAAGGUUCAGGGAUCAGGGAGCAGUGGGGAUGAGGAAGAGGAGGAGGAGGGGGAGGAGGAGGAAGAACCAUGCUGCCUGACGCUGGCUGAACGCAUCAUCUCUGGUUAUGAGGCACCUCGGAUCCCCACAGACAAGCGGAUCUUCACCACAACUCACUCCCCUGGCUGUGUAUUCUUGGAAGUAGAUGAGAGGGCUGUGCCUUUGCUGGGAUACCUUCCUCAGGAUCUGAUCGGCACAUCACUGCUGACUUGCAUUCACCCCGAGGACCGUCCCCUCAUGCUAUCUAUGCACAGGAAAGUGCUAAAGUAUGCAGGCCAGCCUCCGUUUGAGCACUCUCCCGUGCGUCUGCGUUGUCAGAAUGGAGACUACAUCACGCUGGACACAAGCUGGUCCAGUUUUGUCAACCCUUGGAGCCGCAAGGUGGCCUUCAUCAUUGGACGACACAAAGUCAGGACGAGUCCUCUGAAUGAGGAUGUGUUUGCUGUUCAGACAAGUGAGGAUGUUUCAGUCACCUAUGAAGAAAUAAAAGAUCUUCAAGCGAAGAUCUAUAAGCUUUUCUUGCAGCCAGUCCACAACAAUGGUUCCAGUGGUUACGGUAGUUUGGGAAGUAACGGCUCUCAUGAACAAUACAUCAGCCAUGCUUCUUCAAGUGACAGCAACGGUAACCUGUGGGAGGACUCGCACCGGGAGCCGAUGACCUUGAAGCAGAUCUGUGCAGAUGUAAACAGAGUGAAGACUUGGGGCCAUCAGGCGCAUCUAGAUUCCCACCAGAAAAAUUCUUCUCUUGGUAAACAUAAUACAGCAUGUCUACCUCCCUCAGCUUCCAACCCUGAGGCCCGAGAAAAUGAAAAAAGCAGGAAGCAAACACACAUUCCCUCCUAUCAGCAAAUCAACUGUGUGGACAAUAUCAUUAGGUUCUUGGAGGGCUGCACAGGUCCUGUACUGAAGCGGAAGAGCGAAUCUCGUUCCUUGGCCUCUUCCUCAUCCUCUACCUCAGAAGAUGACAAACCCCCUGGUGACACUCACAAAGCUCAGUCCAGUUCAGAUGUGGUUUUGUUGGACAGUGAGGUGUCAGUGGGCCCUACAGCUGCAGCAGUUGUCGGGGCUCCUCUGACUGACAUCACCAUGUCCAGUAAGGCUAUGAGUGUUGUCUCGGUCACUAGCCAGUGUUCGUACAGCAGCACCAUCGUCCAUGUGCCACAGCCUGAGUCAGAGGCCACAGCCCUGGAGGAUGCACCGACGGGCAGUGAGCCUGCUGAUUCUGCUAUGACCCCAGUCCGCCCAGCGCUGAGCCUUGCCGCAGAGGAGAAAAGGUUUCGAGGUCUAACCAAGGAGGUGUUGUCGGCUCAUACCCAGAAGGAAGAACAAGAGUAUGUAGAUCGAUUCCGCCAUCGCAUCCUUCAAAGCCCGUACCGGUCACAUCUGCAGCAGGACAACAGCUCAGUGGCACACUCACACCACCCAGGAGACCACUUGCGUCCGAUGAGUGGUUGGAAUCGAUCUCAAAGAGGAAAAUGCAAGCACAAGCGACCCAAACCCCAGGCUUCUUCAGACACCUAUGCCUCCCCUGGUGGUCCUCCAUGCCGCGCUCCUGACUCCUCUUGGCCUUCUUCAGAGUCCUCACAGCCCCAGAUGGGGACACCUUACAGCCAAACGUCGCUACUCCAGGUGCCCUUCUUCCCCGUCACAGGAAAGACUGGCCCAGAGCAACCGCCCAGACUACAACAGCUGCCGGGAGCAGCUCCUGUGAUGGUGCCACCCGACCAACUCGGUUACAACUUUAACAUCAUGCAAUCUGCUCAGAGCCAACCAGGCAUGCAACCAAUCCAGAUGGAGUCCAUUCAGAAUAUGGAGAGUAUCCAGAACUUUAACAACAUGCAGCCAACCCAGAGUUUUAACCCUUACAUGCCUCCCGUCAUGGCAGUCAUCAUACCCAAUUAUCCAACAUUCACUCCAGGUUUCCCUUCUAUUUACCCACCUACCAUUCCCUCGCUAAUACCCCAAACACCUGUCCCUGUAACGGGCUAUGCACCUGGGAGCACAGCCUUCCCACAGCCUCAGUUUCACAGCCAGCCUGGCCUCCAAACAUCCCCCGGCCUUCUUCACUGCUCACCGAGAGCUACCUCUUCUGUUGGGGAAGAGGAAGAAGCGGCUGGGCCUCAGGCUUUGUUCUCCAGCUCCCGUUCAAGUUCUCCUCUGCAGCUCAACCUGCUGCAGGAGGAGCUUCCCAAGCCAAGUCAGGGGCAGAGCAGCACUGGACACAACCAGUCUGAAAGUCUUCAUGAAAAACAUCUCAAUGAGGGCGAUGCCCCUUCUGAGUCCGGCAACCACGAUUCCCAGUCGACCUCCAGUGAGCUUCUCGAUCUGCUGCUGCAGGAGGAUGCCAGGUCAGGGACGGGCUCCAAUGCCUCGGGUUCUGGAUCAGGAGAGUCUGGAGGUUCACUGGGAUCUGGAUCUGGAUCUGGCUCCAAUGGAACCUCAACCUCACACACUGGCAGCAGCAACAGCAGCAAGUACUUCGCCAGCAAUGAUUCGUCGGACACGUCACACAAAGCUCGUAAGAGCCAGGAUUCGCCACCAGAACACCAAGACAACUUCGACACUCAGGUGGAGAACUCGCUCUGGAGCAUGAUUCAACACACACCUGAACGUGUCAUGAUGACGUACCAGAUGCACAGCAGGGACACCAAUGAGGUGCUGGCAGAAGACAGAGAGAAGCUCAGAGUGCUUCAGCCCCAUCAACCCUGGUUCAACCAGGAGCAGAGGAAGGAGCUGGCUGAGGUCCAUCCUUGGAUCCAGCAGCACACCAUCCCACAAGAAAUAGACACACAGGGUUGUGUGGGCUGCAGCUCAGGUGCAGGCAUGGCCCCAUCCCCUCACCCCCCUGCUCCUGAUAGCUCAUUGCCUGUGGAGAGCCCUCAGCAGGACUCCUCCAGACCUGUGGUUGGCACCUAAGAGACCAAGAACCUACAACAGCCAAUACAAACCUCCCAGUAUACCAGCCUUGUCAGAAACCUCAGCAACAUCCACCACGCGUCUCUUCUGGCCGAUGAGGAGCUUUGAUUCCUGUGGUCCACACUAAGGUUUAACAUGUUUUGUAAAGGCUACAAAGGCUGGACCAGGCCUUGAGGACCAGCGGCGCGGAGACACAGACAUGUUACUUGCAUAUUCUCUUCGUCUGCCUCGUGUGUCGUCCUGCGACUGAUAAUUGUACCACUCUUCUUUUUAUCUCAACAAAUCCCCUUGAGAGGCUAUUUAAGACUCUCCAGAUCAUUUUGCACAAUGAGCCACCAGGAGCUCAGUACAUGAAAAUGGUUCCCGAGUGGCUGGCCCCAAACAUGAGUACUGUGCUAACAACACGUGUACUACUUUUGUAGUACAAAUGUGACUGAGUGAGAAGAUGAAAACAGUACUGGAGUGCCAGAACACACAUCGAACUGUUCUCCAGGGACGUGGUGUACAGGUUGUACAGUAUGUCCACCACAUCAUCUCUUUCGACGUCAUACAGUGGCAAUGUACCAAUGGCAAUGGACUGACACAAGGUAGACUUAAUUCUCUUUCUGAUGGACACUUUGACAAAGAAACGGUUGCUGCUCUAUUGUUUAUAAUGUUCAGAUUUAAAACUUGCUACUGGAGUGCAACAUGCUACAUUGAUCUGUAGCUAGUUUCAUCUUCUCCAUAGCAUCUUUUUAGUUAUUUAUAUCUCAAACAACCACAAACAGGUGCAUUAUCUGAAAUACAAUCACAAGUUCAACCCAUUGUGCAUAACCCCUCAGUAAAUCCUUUCAGCACCCAGUACCCUCGUUGGAUAUUGCCCUACAAUACCUGUUGCCGACCUGUAGUUUGAAAUUAACACAAAAACACGCACACACGCUGAUCAGUGGCCCCACUGAUCUUACAUUCACUUGGUGAAUGAAUGUCCUCUUAGACCCUGUAGCUGUCUGGCUGCCCGUGUGCUUGUAUGAGUAAGAGACAAGGGGAGGGAUAAACUGACGGAUCAGUUGUCGGUCUUUGGAAAUGGUUACUCUACUUCUUUGUGUUGGAGUCAGACUGCAUGUGAGCGUGAGUGUGUGAACGGCCAUGCAAGAUGCUUACCUCCACUUGUAUAAUACAGCUGACAGACCAGCUUUUCUACCAUUUUUAGAUCGUAUUGUGUAUUUUUUAGACAAACAAGACAAACUUCACAAAUUGUAUAAAAAGCCAUUUGUCUUGAAUUCAGGGACUGUUUGUUUGUGACACAAAGGAAUGAAUAAAUGAUCUAUUACCUAA